Aethina tumida (small hive beetle) is the source of this 422-nucleotide messenger RNA. RefSeq lists its product as uncharacterized. The transcript is spliced from 3 exons. The record is from RefSeq and is a predicted model, not a curated record. Bases 1 to 417 code for a protein of 138 amino acids. Lineage: Eukaryota; Metazoa; Arthropoda; Insecta; Coleoptera; Nitidulidae.
AUGUGGUCUCGCGUCGCUAUCUGUGCUGUUCUGGUAGUCUUUUCACAGUUCGAUCUGUUGAAUGGCGAGGAGAGCAGUAACUUUUUCCUAAAAGCUUCGAAAAGUGUUCCACGGAUUGGCAGGAACAAGGGUACCAAUGCCGAUUUUGAAAAGUUCUUCCUGAAAGCUUCCAAAUCGGUACCGAGGAUUGGCAGGAGAAACCAGAUUCCAUUUGGUAAUGAUCAGGAUGAUGUGGAAAUUACGGAUAAAAUGUUCAAAUAUCCCACAUGGUCUGAAAUUACGGACAAGUAUGAGUAUGAACCAGACAUGUUUAACCCGUCCGACAUGGAAAAAGAAUUCGGAGAUCCUUCAGUUUUCGACUGGGAAAAAGUUCGCAUGAAAAGGAGAACACCGUCAGGUUUAGCUAAUUUAUCAUAAAAUGC